This is a messenger RNA of Dermacentor silvarum, 7250 nucleotides long. RefSeq lists its product as uncharacterized. Lineage: Eukaryota; Metazoa; Arthropoda; Arachnida; Ixodida; Ixodidae. The record is from RefSeq and is a predicted model, not a curated record. The transcript has 14 exons. Bases 404 to 2395 code for a protein of 663 amino acids.
GACGUGCAAGAUGGGAUACGGCAGACGACGCCGCUGCGGAAAGGCGUGUGGGCUGCCGUAGGGUCUUCGUUAAACUGUUCUGCGCUGGCUUUUUCUCAUAUCGCCAGCUGCAUGGUGCUGUCAGCGCAGCUGGGCGCCUGUCGCCGGUUGAAGCACGUGAGCAGUUCAUCACGGCAACGAGCGUACGACGCUGACUUCAGCCCUUGCUCAUUAGCGCAGUCGGUUUCGGGGCGAGCUCCGGAGUCUACGACGCCUAGUCAAACGUGAUCGCGUCUAUAUGCCUCGACACACAAAUAUCGUUUCCUGGUUCGCCGAUAGAGCCGUCCGUGUUUCUUCACCGCUGGGAAAGACGCGGGAUACCGCGGAUCUGUACAGAGCAAGCUUGUGAUAUUCUUGAAACGCCAUGAAGUUCAACGGGGCCCCCAAGCGAUACGUGCCGCUGCCGCAGAGCCAGAGCGACGACGAAGUCGUGAGGAUAGAGGAACGGCAGGCUCAGCGCCGCAACAACGCGGUCACCGCUUCCAGUGUUGCGGCGACGGCAAAUGGUCGCUCUGGUGCGGCUCCUGGACCCUCUGCGGGUGCAGCACACAUAGCCAUGACACGUCUGGAGGCCAAGCAUGCUGACGCAGCCGGAGUCCCCGACUGGAGCAGCGAAGGGACGGCGCCACUGUCGGCGUGGCGCAAGUGCUGCCUGGCACUGAGCCUGGCAUGCAGCGCCCUCUUCGUGCUUGGGCUCGGCUGGCUGCUGCCGUGCCGCUACGGCAGCCUGCAGCCGCUCGAGAGCGUGCCCAGCGUGCUGCAGCAGUGGACGCACCUCUACCAGGGGGUCGCGCUGACGUCCAAUGUGGAGGCCUCGUUCGAGGACGAUGUCGAGCAAGAGUGCACGGUGCACCUGGGGUUCCGGCAGUACUCUGAGCACAACGAAACGUCCACAGUUGGCGUGAUGGCUCUGAACGGUAUGACCGGGGCGACCAUGUGGAAGCGGGAGCUGUACGCGGCUGCAGUGCGUCAGCAGUGCCUCCCAGACGUCUGCUUCGUGCUGGGCGACGGCUCCAACUCGCUUCUCGCUGCUGUCAACAAGUCCAACGGGGUGGUGCUCUGGUAUGCACAUGACCAUGGAAGCGGUGGGCAGCUUGGUGGCAGUACCUUGCAGUCUGUCUCGGACUUUCAUGUGGUGCCGGACUGCAAUGAGGAUGGCCUGCCAGACCUCGUUAUCUCUACGCAGGUGGAGAAGCCCAGCGCCGAGCCGUUCUCGAUAUCCGUAGUGGAGAGGGCACUGGCGUUGGUCUCGCAGGACGAUGGGCGCCUACUGAGGGCGCCCCUGGUGCUCCCACAGUGCAACAGCAUCCCGCGCAUUCUCGGAGCACUAGAGCAUGGCCGCAACGCCUCGCACCACGUUGACGUCUUUGUGCACUGCCUUACAGACGCCAACAAAGGCUUGCUCUUGAAUGUGCCGCUGAGUCAGCUUUCGUCUGUCAACCGAACGCAAGACGGUACCACAGCACAGGUCAUGUGGAGCAAGAGCAAGGCUUCCGGUGGGGACGGCCUUCAGCUCGUGGUGCUUCAAGAUGACGAGGAGCCCUCGCUGAUCCUGGCCUGGGGUCAGGGCAAGCUGCUCAAGCUGGCCGGCUUAGACUACCACCAGCGCUGGAGCACGGACCUCAAGCUCGACUCGCCCAUCAGGAGCCUAGUUGCCGGCCACUUCACAGCAUUCAGCACCUACGAGCUGUUUGUGGUCUCAGAUCAUGGGACUCGCGCCACACUGUUCCAGCUGUUGAGCGUGUCAACCGGCCAUGUCAGCUGGCAGAUGCAGUACGACGGGACUGCCACACGUGUGGCUCACCUGGUGCCAGCUAUCUCUCGUUACGUGGACGGCGUGCUCAUCAAGGCCACCAGCCCACUGGCGGAUGCCACCGCCAGCCGCCGUGACCUGGACCUCUGGACGAAGAAGUUGCAGGAGCCCAAGUACACCCACUACCUGGAAACGUUCCACGGAAUCCAAAACUACGACCCACAGAAGCACCAGCUUUCGCUGAACACCGAGGAGGAACAGUACUUCAUUGUGGACUUCACAAACAAGACAGUGGACAUCCUGGCACGGCUUACCGUGCAGCAGCUAUGCUUCGGCAGCAAGUGUGCUCCAGACAUUUUCUCACGGAAGGAGAAUGUGGCCAUGCAGGUGCUGCAGCAUCGCCCCGGCAGCUACUACCUCUCGCUCGCCACCACUUCGGCGAACCGGCGUUCAAAUGCCAGUGUGCCCCAUGACACGGUCGUCAGGGUGGCUCUGCUCAGCCACCAGCAUCCUCUGCCAGCCCAGCAGCAACAAAAGAUUUCACCGGGUGCCGUGGACGCAGCAGCCCUGCUAGCGCACGACAAGCACUGCUGCCAGCCCUGACGGGACAGUGCGUCCACUCAUAACAGACUGACGCAUUCUGAGGGUGUGUUGUGAUGGAACUACGUUGACACCUACAGACCUGUCGGAGGAGGCAGUUUCUCCUGGAAAGAGAGAAAGGGAGUGGUGCAAGGCUGUGGCACUUCAUUCAGUGUGUAAAAAAACUAUGGAGGCAAGCUGGUCUUGACCUUUCUGCUUGCACUGAGCACCCAUAUGAAUAUUUCUUUAGCUAUUUUAGUGUUUUAAAGGUAUGCGGGAGGUCAUGGUCGUGAGUUUUGUUCUCAGCUGGUUCGUUUGCAUUCUGACAGGAGUAAAAUGUGAAAGAGCUUACUUAGGUGCUCAUAUUGAGGGACAGAGAAAGACUCUCAGGUGGACAAAAUUAACUUGGUACACUCGACUAUGUAGUCUUUCAUAGCUGAGGUGUCUCUUUGGGGCUUUUCAAUCCCAUCAAUCAAUCUCGCAGGGAAGCAGGUUGGCACACAUGUGCUUUUAGUGCUUGUAUCUUGUAUGCCCGCUUGCAUUUGCAGUUGAAUUUAGUGACUCGACUUAGAGAUGGGAACACAUGCAGCUGCGCUUUAAAGGUACAGCAGGACUCUGCUUCAAAAGGAAGGUGUAAGAAUUGGGGAAAAUAGGGACAAUGUUUGCCUGUAUGUUUAACCUGGAUUGCUGGUUUUCCAUGUAAGUAAUGCAUACUUGCCAACUCUUCCAAAUUUUUUAUAAAGGUAACGAAUUUGGGCUGGUUCUAUAAUGUUAUGAAAGUUGUGUCAAGCUUUAUGAAAAGUGCUAGUUAUUUGUGAAACUAUUGUAAAGCCUUUUAAGGAUGUGGAUGGUGCAAGAUUGCAAAAAAUGCAAAAGAACAAUUGUUGUGGCACCUAUGCUGCCCUCUUAUCAUGGUGCAAUACUACAUACACUACAGGGGUACUUGCUUUGUGAAGUUUAUUCAAACAAGUUCCUGAAGUGCGCAAAAUUGGCUACAGCAAAGUCGCUGAAAAACUCUCUGUGAUCCAAAAUGAAUGUGUUGCUUGUCAGCGUCUGCUGUUCCAAAUUUGCCACUGCAAAAGUGCUGUGCCUAAAGGUAUGUGCGCACAUAAAAUGUGCAGGUAUUUUGCAAAGCGUGUGUGUGGCCAGGGUAGGCUUUAAAAAAUUUUACCAGCUAGCCGAGGCAGCCGCUGAGACCCAAGGGAUCUCGGCCGUCUGCUAGGCGGAGGGAGGCUGCGUCCGCCCUCGUGAAUUGCUGGCACCAUUAAAGUUGUAUCUCUCUCUCUCUCUCUCUAGUAACAAUUUUGACUGUUGCUUACAUGUGCAAGCCCAUCAGUUUUCGUGCUCAUGGUUGUGUAAAUAUUUGAUUGAAAGGCUUCUUUCCCAGAACUUCUCCAUGAGCUGCAAGAGACAGGGCACUGGAGAACAAUUGAAUUAUUUUAAACUCUCGUAAUUCUCAACAGGGAAUGCAAAACUCUCUUCUUGAGCUCAGCACACAAGCCUGUCCAAUGGCAGUUGCAUUGUGUCAGGCGUUGAAGUCCAUCUCGAAUUGUGCUCAAUAGUGGGACACCAUCACUGUGUCGUCAGCUUCUUGUGAGUGUUUUGUUAGGAUUCAACAGCUGGUCUUUGCAUAAGUGAACAAACUUCUCUACAGCCUUGCCCAGUGAAAAAUCUAGUCAAGGGCUGCUGCAUUUGCAGCCAUGCAAUAGGUCUUUCUCACAUGCCUGCAAAAUAUUGUAGAGUUUUGGGUCAAAGCAGAUACCUAUAAACCAAACAGUAAAGGAAGUGCUCUCUUAAGUGAAACCCACUUGGAAUGUCAACAAAUUUAAAAUGUCGUACUUCCUUGCCUGUCCUGCUAGUCAAAAAUGUUUGAGAUUAUUUUGUGAGGUACAGAAGCCCAGUGGUCGUCAUCUGCAUUGCCACCACCUGACUUCCCGUGGCUUUGUUCAUCACACGGUACGCCACCGUAAGUUCUGUUUAUUGGUUUUCAAAUGCUCCACUUUUAAAAAGUUCAGCUGGGAUGUCUUUCCUGUCAUUCCAUGCACCCGCUGUCCACUUUACCACGUACCUUUAGUUAUGUAUGGUUAGUGCAACCAGUUGGGUUUAGCUGACACCCCAUCUCGGCCAGCCGUUUGGUGUGGUGACGUAGCCAUAGUGCUCAGGCGGAUUGUUAAAGGCAACGUCAGUGCUUGCAACUUACUUGGAGAUUACCUGAACUGCAUCCUUAUUUAUUGAGUCCUCAUUCCUCGACAAAAGCAGGCACAUUCAGAUGAGGACAGAAUGCAAUCGCACUCAUGUACUGAGUACUGCACAUUAAAGAACUUCAGGUAGUCAAAGAUGUUUACUAGUUUUUACCCCACUAUGAGGUCUCUGAUAGCCUAGUGUUGCCAUGGCACGGUAAAUGCCUAUCAUUUGAGUGCACCGACUCUUUGGACCACAAUCUCAAAUCUAAGCUGACUCCGGAGUUCUCUAUCUGAGAUUCUGCGAGAGAGUAUGAACUCAUAUUCAGUAAAUAUCGCAGCAACACAUUCAGCAAUCUUGUGUCCUGUGGGGUGCGUCCAGUAGGAAUGUUGUGACAUCGCGGCAAGCCUGCUUGAAACAAAGUUGUCACUAGCACAGCACGGCUGAAAUCACACUUUGUAAUACCUCAUGACAAGCUUCAUCAGGCAGCAAAAUAUGCAUUGACUGAAAUACUAUGCUAGGAGGAAUUCAACAACAUCCUGGUAUUGAAAGCAUUGCAAAUUUCAUUAUAUAAUGGUGGUUUAUUGCCGUAUAAGUGUGUUAUUGACAUUGCAAGGUACAAACUUGGAUCAAAAUGCUGGCAGAUGCUCACCUAACCACUAGACAUUGUCGUGUGCUUUUUGGAGCAAAUGCUCCCCCCCCCCCCCCCUUCACCGCUCUUUCUAUUUUUGGGGAACUGUACACACAGCAUAUUCAUACUGCAAUAUGUAUAGUUUUAUGCAUAUGCAUUUAUGCAUGGUGCAUGCCGAGAAAGAAUUUGCCUAUUUUUCUUUGUGCAAUUAUUUUAUUUGUACAAGAUUCCCUAUUUAUUUGUUAAGACUAGAGCUGAUGUACACUUGAGGUGUCUGUUUCCUAUAUUUUUAUUACAUUUUAGCAAACUAGUGCUACCCAGUGUCACUGUAAUAUAUAUUGUGACUUUUGCUUCUUUGCUUCACCACACUAUAUGGUUUAAAUGUUUCUAUUGUUCUACUAUCUGUUUGCUUUGUUCAUGUAUUGCCUUUGACAAUGUUGUAAGGCAUACACAGGCAGGUUAUAACGCAAUCACUUUCACAGCUAAAGAAAGAAAUGGAAGUUGCAUGUUUACAAGAUGGUUAAUGACUACCGUAAACUACAGGAAGCAUAUGGUUUGUGUUCAGAAAUAGUAUCAUAUAUAUAUAUAUAUAUAUAUAUAUAUAUAUAUUAGUUUCUGUUCAAUGCUUGGCAAUGAAAAUAUUUUUUUUUUCUUUCUGUCAGAAAGAAAUCGUGUGAUUCUGUGACUGUUUUGCUUUGGAGAUUAUAUUGGUGUGUAGAAUCAUAAUAGAAUACUUAUGAGUGUGAAGUUCACCUUUGUUCUGAAUGUUUUUGUUGUUUGGUAGGACAAAUUUUUCAUCACAGCUUAAUGCAGCCACUGACCAUCUAUCUACCUAGUAAUUUUCUUCAGUGGAAGACUUCACAGCCGAAGAAAAAAAAAAUUAUUGGUUUGGUUUUCUGUGUUACCUUCUGGUGGUUGAGAUCAGUGGAUGGCAAUACUUUCUGAAAAUUGCAGACGUUACCAUCUUGUUAAGGUACAUUGCUGAUAGCAUGCUUAUGACAGUUGACAACUGUGAUAUGUUAUAAAAAAACACCAAAGGCAAAUAUUAGGCUUAACUAAAGUGAUGAGUUACUGCUACAAAGUGCCCAGGGUGUCAGCUUUAUUGAGAAAAAGGCUUUCGUAAGCGAGGAAAUGGUGUGCACAUAUGGUUGGAUUGGUGCCACCUUUCUGAAUAUACAAAACUAGUUGCUGACUAUGUAGGUGUUACGUUCUUAUUGUGAUUCCGUCAUGAUAGUCAAGCAUGUGGAAUAAGAUUUUCAUCACAUUGGACUUGAGCGUGAAAGAAAAUGCAGUUGCAUCAUGUUUAUUAGAUUCUUACUCCUACAGAAAAGUUGCCUGAAUGUGUUGGGCUGCUGAGCACGAGGUCGCGGGAUCGAAUCCAGGCCAUGGCGGCCGCAUUUCGAUGGGGGCAAAAUGCGAAAACGCCCGUGUACUUAGAUUUAGGUGCACGCUAAAGAACCCCAGGUAGUCCAAAUUUCAGGAGUCCUCAACUACGGAGUCCUCAAUUUCAGGAGUCCUCAACAAUCAGAUCGUGGUUUUGGCAUGUAAAACCCCAUAAUUUUUUUUUAAGUUGCCUGAAGCUGCCUCUUCAAAUGUUUUUGACAUCCGAGAAACUUUCUGACACAAAGCAGGGGUAAUUGGAGGGCAGUAUUCAUUAUUAGGCUGAUGGUAUCUGCGUUAUAGUUGAUUGAUAUUGUAUGAGAUGUCGAAACACAGGCUAGUCAGCACCUUUCAUCCUAUUAUUGCCCCCACACAUGCUCAAAAAUCAGCGAAAAAGCGCAUUAGAAAUGGACUAGCAUGAUGUGAAUACGUGUACGAUGGUACUUGUUCGUAGACCACUAUGAUGCCUGUUUUACUGUCUCGUAGUGGCUUGUUUUAGGGGAGGAUGCACAAGAGUUUCAUUGCAAGUACGAAGUCCUUGUGGAAAGACCUUUCUCUUGUGCUGUUGGCUCGUAUAAUCGAAUCUCAUCUGUAUUUAUGUUUAACUGCAUUUGAUUAAUUUCCUUGCUGUUUUUAUUUACACGAAUAUGUGCAAUGCCUUCACACAGGUAAUAAAUGUUUUUUUUU